CUGCGCCCACCGUGAGCCGGCAGCAGACUCUGGGUCUCUAUUUCUGCUCUCAAUCGUAUUCGGUCCGCGAUCAGAGCCGGCCACCCAAUCGCGUGUCACUGGUGCCAUGGAUCGCGCUGCGUGUUUUGUGUGUUUUGCCUUUUGUGUGAUUUCUACGGCUUUGGGGCAGCCGCCGGGGAAUCCCGUCGGAGAGCCGUGCCAACCUGAUAAGUUGACGGUUUACAAAGUGGUGCUGCACACUUUCUGGUCCAGGGACACAUUCCCGAAGCACUAUCCGGAUUGGAGGCCGCCAGCUCAGUGGUCCAAAGUUUUCGGU
Molecule: messenger RNA, 316 nt
Organism: Leptinotarsa decemlineata (Colorado potato beetle)
Lineage: Eukaryota; Metazoa; Arthropoda; Insecta; Coleoptera; Chrysomelidae
Gene: mspo
Product: M-spondin
Biological process (GO): cell adhesion
Cellular component (GO): extracellular matrix
Source: RefSeq, a predicted model, not a curated record